ACAGUGAUGACGCUGUCACCAAGGAGGAGGACGACGAAGGCGGCCGAGUCACAGAGAGUGCUGGGCGCAGUGAAGCAGCCGGCUGUGCAGUGACGGGGUAUCGGCCAGGCCUGGCAGCGGAGGCCGAGCGGACACUGUGCACGGCGGCUACCCCGCGGCCUGGAGAGAGAGAGCCACAGGAGCAGGCCGCAACCGCCUCCAGUGCGGAACGAGACCAGUUUAAACCAUGGAAUCUCAACAUGCACAUUGUGUUAAUUGUGUCAGCCGACGUUGUAUGACUAGACCAGAAGCUGGAGUUUCCUGUGAUUUGAUUGGCUGUCCACAUGUUUGUGGAGCAGUUUUCCACUCCUGCAAAGCUGAUGAACAUAGAAUGUUAUGCCCUCUUGAAAGAGUGCCUUGCUUAAAUAAUGGAUUUGGAUGUCCUUUUAGUGUGAUCCGUAACAAGUUGGCUGAGCAUCUGCAAAUAUGCCCUGCAAGUGUAGUAUGUUGUACAAUGGAAUGGAACAGAUGGCCAGUGAGUUAUGCAGACCGGAAAUCGUAUGAAAACCUAAGUAAGGAUGUUGAUGUAGUUGAGCAGUUAGACAUGGCCUUAGCUCUGCAAGAUCAAAGAAUGCUUUUGGAGUCACUGAAAGUUGCAACCAUGAUGUCUAAAACAACUGGCAAUCUUGACUCUCAAGAACAAAUAACGGUCGCAUCAAUUGACAGCAACCACACACUUGCAAAUGGCUUAAAUGGCGAUGAAGAUUCAUACAGUGCACUUUAUCAAGCAACUGUAGAGACCACUAAGAGUUUAGCAGCUGCUCUCGAUGUCCUAAAUAAUGCUACAAGAGACAUAGCUAUGCUUAAUGGACGAUUACGUGAUGCAAGCUGUGAGAUGAAUAAAAAUUUCCAACUUACAGAGGAGAAUGAUGCAUGUAACUCAUAUCUCAAAGAUCAUGAAUUAGAAGAUGAAGAGUUUGUGGGAGCUGUUGGUGGAACAGUGAUGUGUCCAUUGAAACACGCACAUCAAAAUGGUUCAAGUGAUUUCUAUCCUGAAACCAAUGGUUAUGAAAAAGACAAAGCCAAUAAUAUAACAGAAGAAUCAGUGUUGUGCAAUGGCUUCCAUGAUGAAACCCCCUCUGGUCUUCAGAGACCAGAUAAAGAGGAAGGACACAAUUGUGGAGCAAAAGAAAAUGGUGCUAGUAGUCUUUUAAAAGAAGAAUCUGGAUAUAAACUUUUGAAUCCCAAUGGUUCUUCAACAAGCUUACUCAAAAAGCAACCAGUUACAUGCAUAAUGAAUGGAGUAAAGGAAGAGAACUCUUCAGAAGAACAAAAAUUAGACCGAAAAGAUGAACAUGGACUGAGAAAUGUGGCUGUGUUUGGCAGGCGUCCUUUUCUGGUUGACGCUUAUUGGUUUAAAGCAAAAAUGGAAGACAAAGCAGUUGAUACAACAGACUUAGAGAUACAAGAUGAUCCCAUGGGCCUUAAUGGAAUUGACCUGAUUACAGCAGCUUUACUGUUCUGUUUAGGAGACUCACCUGGUGGUAGAGGUAUUUCUGAUAGUCGGAAUGUUGAUGGGUAUCAUGUUGACUUUGGAACACAGACAUUCUCUUUUCCUUCUGCAAUAUUGGCAACAAAUACAAUGGUAGGGGACAUAGCAUCAGCUUCUGCAUGUGAUCAUGCAAAUCCUCAGCUUUCCAAUCCCAGUCCUUUUCAGACUCUUGGCCUGGAUUUGGUACUGGAAUAUGUUGCCAGAUACCAAACCAAACAGAGGUCUAUGUUUACAUUUGUAUGUGGACAGUUGUUUAGAAGAGACGAGUUUUCUUCUCAUUUCAAGAAUGUUCAUGGUGAUAUUCAUGCAGGUUUAAAUGGUUGGAUGGAGCAAAGGUGCCCAUUGGCAUAUUAUGGGUGUACAUACUCCCAACGUAGAUUUUGUCCAUCGACACAAGGAUCCAAAAUUAUUCACGACCGGCAUUUGAGAUCUUUUGGAGUUCAACCCUUCUUACCUAGACAACAUGAAUCUACAAAAUGUUCAUCAUUUGGACAACCUGUUGAUCAUUUUAGUAGUUUGCCUUAUGAAGUAUUGCAACAUAUUGCAGGUUUUCUUGACGGCUUCACUUUGUGCCAACUUUCAAGAGUUUCUAAGCUAAUGAGGGAUGUGUGCGCCAGCUUGCUUCAAGCUCGUGGAAUGGUUGUUUUAUUAUGGGGAAAAAGGCAAUAUCCAAAUGGAAGUUCAUGGCAAAUAAAGGAAAAGGUCUGGCGUUUCAGCACUGCUUUUUGCACGGUGAAGGAAUGGAAGUUCGCAGAUAUUGUGAGCAUGGCAGAUCAUUUGAAAAAAUGCAGCUUCAAUACUGUAGAGAAGAGAGAAGUAGCCGUUCCUCUACCUUGCAUGUGUGUGACUCGGGAACUCACAAAAGAAGGGCGUUCACUACGAUCUGUCUUGAAACCUGUUCUUUAACAACAAAGGGGAAAAAAGUUCUCAUCCACUUGCACCCAACACUCAAGCACCAGUUUUAUCCUCUAUACAAGUUGUGACACUUUAAUAUUUAACUAAAAUCCACUCUAGUACUGUAUAUAGCAAUGAUUUUGGAAGUGAUGUUUAUUUUUUUACAUAUAUAUAUAUAUAUAUAUAUUAAAGUAUAUAUAUUAAAGUGAAAACCAUUUUAGAGUCGUACAAAUGCGAAGUGAUGAUAAAUGCCUUAAAUAUGAAGGAAGUCAAAUUCUGCCGGACACAGACGCCUAUGACUUUCUAAAUGUAAAUUACUAAUAUUCCUUAUGGGAUCUUGAUCUUUUAGCACAGUUUGCUGAUUCACUAGUGCCAUUACCCUGACAAUUGUACAGAAACCUUCUGUGAACAAUAACUAGCCUUCAUCAUCUUGACCAAAAAUAAAUGUGGAAUGUAUUGGUGUUUCUGUUUUCAGCAUAUGUUUGUUUCCACUGUCCAUAAACUAAUUAAGGAAAAACAUGCAUGUGCAUAAAAUAAAACAAAAACCUGUUGUAUUUUAGGCUCCUAGUCCCAGUAGUAGACUGGCCUUACACCAGGUUUGAGCCGAAGCCAAUUAGUUAUCUAAGAAUAGUACCAUUUACUUAAACUUCAUGGAGUACAGAAUAUGCACUUGAUUUACUCAAAGAAGCAGUUAUAUGAAUGUCAACAUAUACCCCUUAUUAGCACUUUAUUUCUAAUCUCAAGAAGUCCUCAGGCUGCAUUAGGGAUCAAGUGCUUCAGCUAUGCAGCAUGUAGCAUAAAGGGGUCUUCAGCUUCUCCUCAGAAUGUUUUGCUGCCUGUCUAGUAAAUUCCGUUUUAUGCACUACCUUUCUAUAUUAGUGAUGGAACUCAUUCAAACUUGGUGGGAGGAGGGUAGGUUAUCCAGUAUAUUAAACUAAAGUCUAAAUUUUUAACAUGCAGCUAACUUAUUUGACACCCCCCCCCCCCCCCCCCCAUUCACCCUUCUCUGUCUUAUUAAAGGUUAUUUAAAAGUACAAGAUGCUUGGGAUUGAUUUUUUUUUCCUGUAUUGUUUUACUUAUCUUUGUGAGAUGAGCUAAAACAAAUACGGAUAUCACUUACACAUUUGGUAUUGAGAUUUUAUUUGUAAAACUGUAAAUGAUCACGUCUUCCACAUUUAGAUUUCUAUUUGAGUGCUGAGUGUAUUUUGGUUUUGUUUGUUGUUUAAUUUGAGAUGUGUUAAGAGAUUUCACAUGUUUACUGACAUAGUAACUGGUGAAAAAAUAUCGGUCUCCAUCCUAUGCCUUCCUUGUAAAAAUGUUCUAAUACAUGAUUACAAACCAGUUAAGCUGUCUAACCAGCGUUGAGGGUAGUUUACUGGCAGAUUUUAAUUUAUUAUUUUCUUUCCAUUUUCAUGUGAGCAAAAAUGUUUUUUUGUUUUGUGUUUUUCAUCUGCUCAUAUUUGGAUGUCAAGACUGUGUGUGUUUCUUGUGUGUGUUUUCUUCUUCAAAGACUGGUAACCCCUUACAGCAAAGCACUUUUUGUAAAACAGUAUUUAAAUAUUUUAAUAAAGAUGCUGGUAUGAGACAAACUCCAUAUUUUUGAGUUUAGGCUUAUCUGCUUCUCAAAAUCAUGCACAUAUAUUGAGACUAUUCUGCACUUCACAGCUUUGGGACCUGUCACCUAUAAGUUUCAACAUGGUUGUUUGGUAGAAAGUGGUACAUGCCAUGACUCAAUUAUGCAUAGAGAAGCAUGGUACAUUUUAAAUGCAUUUAUUUCAUUCUGAGCAUUUAAUCAUCCUAUCUGUUGAGCAUGGUAGGUUUUUAUUUGUUUGUGAAUUUUCUCAGGUGCAUUUUGCUUACAUUACAGCCCAUGUGCUACCAGAACAUUACUGUUUUUUAUUGAAUCCGUUCAGAAUGAAUAAAAUUGAGCAUUGGACUCUCAUUUGCUAA
This is a messenger RNA of Pelobates fuscus (common spadefoot toad), 4375 nucleotides long. It is a transcript of the gene FBXO30, whose product is annotated as F-box protein 30. The record is from RefSeq and is a predicted model, not a curated record. Gene Ontology annotation, molecular function: ubiquitin protein ligase activity; protein binding; zinc ion binding. The transcript has 3 exons. NCBI's taxonomy places the organism in Eukaryota, Metazoa, Chordata, Amphibia, Anura, Pelobatidae. The coding region runs from base 227 to 2437 and encodes 736 amino acids.